GCAUGGCAAAACUGCACUGAAAGUGACCUCUUGGCAUCAAAAGUUAAACCAAUGGCCCAGCAUAGCAUAGUGUACAGUGUUAUUUACUAUGGUUGAAUGGCAUAGCACUAGGAUAGCAUAACAGUUUAAAGAGAGAGAGAGAGUGAGAUAGAUGUCAUGCAAAUGUAGAAGGCCAGAAGAGAGAGAGAGAAAGAGAAAGAGAGUCUAGUGUUGCAGAGUUGCAGGUUCUAGCAGAAAUGGUGGCAGAUGAUGGUUUUAACUUUAUGUGUGAAAUAAUUUUCCUCUCUAUUAGUAUUAUUAUUAUUAUUAUCUCUCUUCAUCACUUCUUUUGUUCUUCUUCUUUUCUUCUCUCUCUAUCUUUCCUUCUCACAGUACUUGUAUUAGUAGGGGAGUGGAAUUUGUGCCAGAACAACGAUGUGAUUGAACACCCAAAGCUACGAGCUUUGUUUCUGUUACAUGGAAAAUCCAAACACCCUCUAAUUAUUAUCACAUAAAAAGCAUAAAUAUAUACAGAAUUUCACAGAAGAAUACUCCCAAACACAACUCACCUUACCCUUUUCAAUGCUGCUGUGAAAUUAUUAUCAUAGCAUAGCACCCUCUUCUUCUUCUGCUUCUUUUUCUCUUUCUUCUCUCUCUGGUUCCUUGUGUGUGAACAAGAGGCUAUAGAAGGAGCUUGUUGGUGAUUGUUGAGUUGGUUUUGGUGAUUCAGCUGAUGUGAAGUGGAAGUUCUGAAGUUGCAGCUAUGGCAUUUCAAUUUGGAUUGUUCCUUCUUCUCACUUUGGUCAUUUGUUUGAAUGUCGGUUCAGUUGUUUCAGAUGAUGGAGCCACAUUGUUAGAGAUGAAGAAGUCAUUCAGGGAUGUGGAAAACAUUCUAUAUGAUUGGACAGAUUCACCAUCAUCAGAUUAUUGUGCCUGGAGAGGAGUCAGUUGUGAUAAUGUCACCUUCAAUGUUGUUGCACUCAAUCUUUCUGGGUUGAAUCUUGAUGGCGAAAUUUCGCCUGCAAUUGGGAGUCUUAAGAGCUUGGUCUCUAUUGACCUCAGAGAAAACCGGCUCUCCGGGCAGAUACCAGAUGAGAUUGGUGACUGUUCUUCUUUGAAAAACCUGGACUUGUCAUUUAAUGAAAUACGAGGGGAUAUACCAUUUUCAAUUUCCAAGUUGAAAGAACUGGAGAACCUGAUUUUGAAAAACAAUCAGUUAAUUGGACCAAUUCCUUCAACAUUGUCUCAGAUUCCUAACUUGAAGAUUCUAGACCUAGCACAAAAUAAUCUUAGUGGGGAAAUACCAAGGCUUAUCUAUUGGAAUGAAGUUUUGCAGUAUCUGGGCUUGCGAGGGAACAAUUUGGCUGGUUCACUAUCGCCAGACAUGUGCCAGUUAACUGGGUUGUGGUAUUUUGAUGUGAGAAACAAUAGCCUAACAGGAAGUAUUCCUGAAGACAUUGGCAACUGUACCUCCUUCCAGGUCUUGGAUUUAUCCUACAACCAACUAACUGGGCAGAUACCAUAUAAUAUUGGAUUUCUGCAAGUAGCAACUUUGUCACUGCAAGGAAAUAAACUCUCUGGGCAUAUUCCAUCAGUGAUUGGUCUCAUGCAAGCACUUGCUGUCCUAGAUUUGAGUUGCAACAAUUUAAGUGGACCCAUUCCCCCUAUCUUGGGAAAUUUGACCUACACAGAAAAGUUGUACUUGCAUGGAAAUAAGCUGACCGGCUUCAUUCCCCCAGAGCUUGGAAAUAUGACUAAGCUUCACUAUUUGGAACUGAACAAUAACCAUCUUAGUGGACACAUCCCUCCCGAGCUCGGAAAGCUUACUGAUCUCUUUGACUUAAAUGUCGCUAAUAAUAACCUUGAGGGGCCAAUUCCUGGUAAUAUUAGCUCCUGCAAAAACCUUAACAGCCUCAAUGUCCAUGGGAAUAAGCUGAAUGGAACAAUUCCCCCUACUUUGCAGAGCUUGGAGAGUAUGACUUCCUUGAAUCUUUCUUCCAACAAUCUUCACGGUUCCAUUCCAAUUGAACUGUCACGAAUUGGUAAUUUGGAUACAUUGGAUAUUUCAAACAAUGAUAUAUUUGGCUCCAUUCCUUCUUCCCUUGGCGACUUGGAACAUCUUCUGAAGCUGAAUCUAAGCAGAAACAAUUUGACGGGAGUUGUUCCAGCAGAAUUUGGUAAUCUUAAGAGUGUUAUGGAAAUUGAUCUUUCAAAUAAUGAACUCUCUGGCUUUAUUCCUGAAGAACUUAGCCAGCUUCAGAACAUAGUAUCAUUGAGGCUUGAAAACAACAAAUUGACAGGGGAUGUCGCAACUCUUGUAAAUUGUCUUAGUCUCUCUCUGCUUAAUGUGUCCUAUAACAAUUUAGUGGGUGAUAUUCCCACAAGCAACAACUUUUCCAGGUUCUCCCCUGACAGUUUCAUAGGAAACCCUGGUCUUUGUGGUAAUUGGCUGAAUUUGCCCUGUCAUGGUUCCCAUCCAGCGGAGCGAGUUACAUUAUCGAAGGCGGCUAUUCUAGGAAUUACUCUUGGUGCCCUUGUAAUUCUUCUCAUGAUACUGCUGGCAGCUUGCCGACCGCAGAAUCCUCCUUUUCCUGAGGGGCCACUUGACAAGCCAGUUGACAAGCAACUGACUGCACAAGCUUGGAAAUUGACAGUUACUUACUCACCACCAAAACUAGUGAUUCUUCAUAUGAAUAUGGCGCUUCAUGUGUAUGACGAUAUCAUGAGGAUGACUGAAAAUCUGAGUGAGAAGUAUAUAAUUGGAUACGGGGCAUCAAGUACAGUUUACAAAUGUGUUCUUAAGAAUUGCAAGCCAGUGGCCAUCAAGAGGCUCUACUCUCACUACCCACAAUGCUUGAAAGAAUUUGAGACCGAACUUGAGACAGUUGGAAGCAUUAAACACCGCAAUCUGGUCAGUCUUCAAGGCUACUCUCUGUCCCCAUAUGGUCACCUUCUGUUUUAUGACUACAUGGAAAAUGGCAGUCUAUGGGAUCUUCUUCAUGGACCUACCAAGAAGAAAAAGCUGGACUGGAAUCUGCGUCUGAAAAUUGCACUUGGAGCAGCUCAAGGGCUUGCUUAUCUACACCAUGAUUGCAGUCCCCGCAUCAUCCACAGGGAUGUGAAGUCAUCAAAUAUUUUGCUAGAUGCAGACUUUGAGCCUCAUCUCACUGAUUUUGGCAUUGCCAAAAGUCUCUGCGCCUCAAAAACCCAUACUUCAACUUACAUAAUGGGCACAAUUGGCUAUAUAGACCCUGAGUAUGCCAGAACUUCCCGGCUCACUGAGAAAUCUGAUGUGUACAGCUAUGGUAUUGUUUUGCUUGAGUUGCUAACUGGGAGGAAAGCUGUUGAUAAUGAAUCCAACCUCCAUCAUCUGGUUUUGUCAAAGACAGCAAGCAAUGCUGUAAUGGAAACCGUUGAUCCGGACAUCACUGCAACAUGCAAGGAUCUGGGAGCAGUGAAAAAGGUUUUUCAGCUUGCUCUCUUAUGCGCAAAACGUCAGCCAGCUGACAGGCCCACAAUGCACGAAGUGGCACGUGUGCUGGGGAGUCUCGUGCCGCCACCACUCACCCCCCCAAAGCAACCAGCACCCCAACCUGCAUCACACCACCCCUCUGCCAAGGUGCCAUCGUGCUACAUGGAUGAGUAUGCAAAUCUCAAGACUCCACACCUUGUGAACUGUCCCUCCAUGAGCACCUCUGAUGCACAGCUCUUUCUCAAGUUUGGAGAGGUAAUCUCCCAAAACAGUGAGUGAGGAUUCUGAAAAUCAAAUCAAAUCUACAUUUCAUGUACAUUAAACCCGAAAAAGAAACAAAAUGGAUUAGGCAGGGAAAAGUUGGUGUACAAGUUAAUGAAAAAGUGUAUAAAAAUGUUUGGAUCAGUUUCUCUUUUUCAGAAUCAAUUCUGGAAUUGAUUUUGGCUUUUGAAUCUAUUGUGGAAGGGUAUCUAAUCA
This is a messenger RNA of Lotus japonicus, 3928 nucleotides long. RefSeq names its product LRR receptor-like serine/threonine-protein kinase ERECTA. The transcript is spliced from 27 exons. The coding region runs from base 743 to 3730 and encodes 995 amino acids. Gene Ontology annotation, molecular function: protein kinase activity; receptor serine/threonine kinase binding; ATP binding. NCBI's taxonomy places the organism in Eukaryota, Viridiplantae, Streptophyta, Magnoliopsida, Fabales, Fabaceae. The record is from RefSeq and is a predicted model, not a curated record. Gene Ontology annotation, biological process: protein phosphorylation.